This is a messenger RNA of Carassius carassius (crucian carp), 2292 nucleotides long. RefSeq names its product E3 ubiquitin-protein ligase CHFR-like. The record is from RefSeq and is a predicted model, not a curated record. Gene Ontology annotation, molecular function: ubiquitin-protein transferase activity; protein binding. Bases 1459 to 2292 code for a protein of 277 amino acids. Gene Ontology annotation, cellular component: nucleus. The transcript has 7 exons. NCBI's taxonomy places the organism in Eukaryota, Metazoa, Chordata, Actinopteri, Cypriniformes, Cyprinidae. Gene Ontology annotation, biological process: protein ubiquitination; ubiquitin-dependent protein catabolic process; mitotic cell cycle checkpoint signaling.
UGGUUUCACAGACCGGGCUUAGACUAAGCCAGGAUUAGACCAUAGAUCAAUUAGGAAAUGUAAGUAUUUUGUGCAUCUUGAGACAAAACAAAGGCACUUAUAUAUUUUAAGAUCAGUCAGUGCAAGUUUCUUUCAAUUAGCAAACUUGCUCAGAGUUAGGGGCAAAAAAUCUUAUAUUUAAAGAUUGUACCAUACAUUGAUUAAAGCAAGAAAGAGGUGAAUGUUCUGUAAAUUUACUGAACUAGUAUUAUUUUGGAAGACUGAUGUAUAAUUGUAAUGCUACAGCAAUUUUUUUUCUUAAAUAGAUGUACCAGUAAAAAACUUACGUAGAAGCAGUUGGUAUUAAUUAUUUUUAGUUCUAUUAAGUUUUUGCAGAUUAUACUGAUUGACUUGUAAUUAUGUUAGAAAGUGAAUUCAAUUAAUGACAUGCUUGGCCCUGCGGCAAAUAUACAUCCAAUUCCCUCAUGACAUUUAAUCCUUGCGUGAAUAAUUACUUGUAAUCUGGUUAAUAGUCAGUGGAUGGAGAUACAGUGGUUGAUGUGUCUUUAGUGACUGUGUGGCUCAUGUAUUUGAGUGUACGCUAGCUCACCAAUGAUGUUAUACAUUUCCAUCCAGCUAAUUAAUUAAAUAAAUAUCUGCUAGAAAUUGAAAUGCUGUGUUUUACACAAUGCUCAAUCAGCGUUAUGGAACAGCUUCCCUCCCUACCUUCUUGUUUUCCUUUCUUGUGCAACUUUCUCUUUGCUAUUUUUAACAUGGCUUUAUCCUAGGCACUUUAUUUUGUCUCUGUUCAUUAUCUUGAAAGAAACAGUCAAUAUUUCAGUCACUUAAAAAAAAAAAUGUUGAGAUCAUAAAUGGACAAUUAAGAGGACAUGCUUGGACAAGUUGUUCAGGCAUUUCGAAUUUUGAUGUUUACUGAUAACUUCUCAUAAUCAUUUCCUUUAGAUUUUUUGAUUAUUUCUGAGAAUAAAUUCACAAAUGUGUCCCUGGACCACAAACCAGUCUUAAGUCGCAGAGGUAUAUUUGUAGCAACAGCCAAAAAUACAUAGUAUUGGUCAAAAUUAUUGAUUUUUCUUUUAUGCUAAAAAUCAUUAGGAUGUUAAGUAAAGAUCAUGUUCCAUGAAGAUAUUUUGUCAAUUUCUUACUGUAGAUACAUAAAAACUUAAUUUUUGAUUAGUAUUAUGCAUUGCUAAGAAUUCAUUUGGACAAAUUUAAAGGAGAUUUUCUCAAUAUUUAGAUUUUUUGCACCUUCAAAUUCCAGAUUUUCAAAUAGUUGUAUCUCAGCCAAAUAUCGUCCGAUCUUAAUUAUCCAUACAUUUAUGUAAAGCUUAUUUAUUUGAUGCAUAAAUCUAAAUUUCAGAAAGUUGACACUUGGUUUUGUGGUACUAGGUCACAAAUAUAGUCAUUUAGCCUCAUGCAAAGGGAAUCUAUGAAAUUCAUUAUUAUUGUAAUUUUUGCUUGAUGAUGAUCUGUUUGUUUCCGUCAAGCACCAAUGGAACGGUGAUCAACAUGUCCAAAGUGGUGAAGACACAGACACACUUACUGCAGAAUGGGGAUGUCAUUCACUUUGUGUACAGGAAGAAUGAGCCAGAGGAAAACAUUGCUUAUGUUUAUCAUGCCAUCGGCCCACAGGAAAGUGCCUCGCAGGACACUGAAGUUUCUGAAAGUAAUGGUGCGUUCACACCAGACGCGAAUGAAGUGUUAAAUGCGAGUGAUUUGCAUUUUAAGUCCAUGCAAAGACACGAUAGAAAUGUUUCUUCUGAUGGAAGUGAGUCUGGGUGCCCUCUGCCAGAACCUGCUUCUGCUGCUGAACCCACAGUGCCACCAAGAAGAAGAGCACAGAAAAGGCCUAUGGAGCAGCCAUCGGAGGUGAAGGGUCAGCUCCUAGAAGCUCCAGCGCCGCCUCCACGCUCAGAGGAUGAGCUCUUUCUCUUGAGUCUGGCCCCUUCCCUGCAGAAUAUCGGAGGAGAAGAAGAUUCAGAUCUGAGGGAAACUGAGAGUGAACCAGUGCCAGUAGAGCCUGUUAUUGUGAAGCCUUUAAUUCAGGCUGGGCAUGAGGAUCCUCAGCCAUCUACCUCUUCCUUCCACUUCUACAACAUGCCCUUAUCUAGCUGCUCUGAUUACAGAAUCGCUGCCAGCUCUUUCCUCUGCUACCGCUGUGGACUUUGCACUUUUAGAGAGCUUGCAUAUAAAUAUAGAGAGCAUAUUCCUCCUACAGAUCUGCCUGGAAAUUCAACCACGUUUGUGAGCAGACUCGUUGUAAGAACUGAAGCUGGGGAAAGUGGCUUGAUUUGA